Molecule: messenger RNA, 3099 nt
Organism: Clupea harengus (Atlantic herring)
Lineage: Eukaryota; Metazoa; Chordata; Actinopteri; Clupeiformes; Clupeidae
Gene: sybu
Product: syntabulin (syntaxin-interacting)
Exons: 8
Coding region: 360-2351 (663 amino acids)
Biological process (GO): axonal transport of mitochondrion; synapse maturation
Cellular component (GO): cytoplasmic microtubule
Source: RefSeq, a predicted model, not a curated record
CUGCUGCGUUACAUAACACACUUGGACCAUUAGUCACAUUCUCUACGUCGCACUUGCACUGUCAUUCGUUUGCUUCAGCAUCUCGCCUUCACCGCGCUCGCACCAUUCUGCAUACCCUCGCGGCCCCAGCAAAAAUUCUAGGAGGAAUUACGGCGCAACAGCCUCGUGGACAUCGCUUGGUUAACAUCCCUCGCUCUGUGUGACCUUUGAGGUAAUCCACCCCAGACAAAAACAGGGAUUGAGACAGGGUCGUGCACUGUUGUUUAGAAGCGGACACGAGAGUGACACGCACCAUUGCGUAGAGAAAAUCUUCGUCGACAUAUAAGGCAAGUCUGCAAGCAAUAUCUGGUUUUGACAGAAUGGGACCCUUCCAGGACUACGAGGAAAAGAAGUCGCCAGAGAAACAGAGCCCCCGCAGCCGCAUCCCCAUUCCAGUCCUCUUCCCGCCAUCCUCACCCAAGGGGAAAACAUCGCCCUUGCCUGAGCAUCCGCAUUCUGAGGAGGAAAUCAAGGAAUGCGACAUCAGCUCACAGCUCUCAAAGAGAACAAUCAGCCCAAAUAGUUUCUCCUCCGAUGACACUGGAUGCCCAAGCAGUCAGUCUGCUUCGCCUGCCAAGACCCCAUCAGGCUCUGAGAACAGUCCCCUAUGCUCUCCGACCCUCUGUGAGCGCAAGGCCCAGACAAAGAGGGUGAGGGUGGAUGUGAUGGCCGAAUGGAGCUCCCCCCCGACCAGGCACAAGAGAGAGCAGCGCUCAUCCAAUCGGCCCAGAGGUAGCGAGGCAGACUUCAGUUCCUCCAGUAGUGCUGGGAGCUCCAAGACCAGAGAAUCUCUGUCCAUCCCCACAGUGAAAAAGCCAUCUUCACGCAGUCGCGGCGCCUACAUCAGAAGCCUGCCUGUGUUCAAGCCAGCAGGAAGCCCCAACGCCUCCCGAGACUCCGAUCUCUAUGCUCCCUUCAGGACCCCCCCCAAAGCGCCCUCCUCCUCCUCCACCAACAGCAGCAGCACCUCCAGUCCCACCACCAGACGGGCGCGCGCCACACGAUACCACUCGUGCGGGGACAGCCACGGCAUCAAGCCUCCCAACCCUGAGCAGUACCUUACACCCCUGCAGCAGAAGGAGGUGACCAUCCGCCACCUGCGAUGCAAGCUGAGGGAGUCUGAGAACAUUGUCCAUGACCGGGAGUCUGAGAUCGUGGAGCUGAAGGGCCAGCUGGGACGCAUGCGGGAGGACUGGAUCGAGGAGGAGUGCCAUCGCGUGGAGGCCCAACUGGCCCUGAAGGAGGCACGCAAGGAGAUCAAGCAGCUGCGCCAGGUGGUGGAGACCAUGAAGAACAGCCUGAUGGAGAAGGACAAGGGCAUCCAGAAGUACUUCAUCGACAUCAACAUCCAGAACCGCAAGCUGGAGUCCCUGCUGCACAGCAUGGAGAUGGCCCAGAGUGGCUCCAACCUCGAUGAUCCCACCCUGGACGAUGUCUGUGACUCACCAGAAAAGUCUACAACAGACAAGAUGGAGGAGGAGGAGGAGGAGGAAGAGGACGAAGAGGUCAGGGAGGUGCCCGAGGAGGAGAUGGCAAUCAGUGAACUGCUGGACAAUGAUGAGUUGGCCAACCGGACGGACAUCCUGGAGCAGGUCCUCAUGUCCACAGCCAUGGACUGUAGCCAGGACCUCAGCACCAAGCACUUGCCACCGCCUGGCGUCUCCAUGUUAGGCCACAGCAGUUUGGAGGCGCACAGCACUGACCAGUCCUCCUCUCCAGAGCCUCCCCUACCAGCACCGCUACUAGCACCACCACCACAGCCAACCAUUAUACUGAGCACACCAGAGCACAAAGAGGUUCAAACAGAGGACCUGUCCUACACUCCUGACCUACAAGAUCUCCUCCUGCAGCUGCUGAAGCUCCAGGGAGGUGGAGCCUCCAACUUGUCUCUCCUUUCGUCCAGCAACAUUCUAGAACUCCCGGCCCUGCAGUAUUCCAACCCAACCCAAGCUGAUCCCGCUCCCUCUGCCUCCGUGACCUCAGGGAGCUCCAGUGAUUCCGGCCUGUGUUACUCCGAGCCGGAGCCGCUGAGCCCUCGCUUCAUGGAGGAGCUGGAUUUCGAGGUGCAGAAGGGGGUUGAUUCGUGCAGCGCUCCGUCGAUGACUGUUGUGGAGAAGCGCUACUGGAGCAACAGCUUCCUGGUUGAUUUGGUGGCUGUGGCGGCGCCGGUGCUCCCCACGGUGGCUUGGCUGUACUCCCGGCACGAGAUUGGCGGGGGAGCACCGGUGUACAACAUCGCAUCGCUUAUCCGGGGCUGUUGCAUCAUGGGAUUGCACACUCUCCGCCAUGUCACUCACGGCCCCGACAUCUGAUUGGUCCUCAACCCUGCACCACCCCAACCCCCCCCCCCCCCCCACCUUCGCAUGCACUAUCUGACCCAACAAGAGCACUUGACCAUCCGCUAAACAACCUAGAUUAUUUGUUGUAUUCUUGUUUUUGUUUUGUACAAUUGUAUAUAAAAUCACAUAAUGCAUUUUGCUGUCAUUUGUUUUGUUUUUUUCUUCUUCUUCUUUGCACUCUUGUAAAGUUGCCGUAGUUUUAGGCAAAAUGUAAAAUGAAAAGGGAUUUGUGUGUUUUCUUAUGUUACUUAGUUGUUCUUUCACUUGUUAUUUAAGUUGAAUUUGUAAUUGAUCAUCUGGUAAGAUGAUAUGUUGUACUUGUGCAGUUCUUGGCCUAGUUUAUUUGUUCCCUGUUUUUUUUAUACGAGGAAUGACUGAGUGGAGAGAGUAGUGUGAUUCGACUGUCACUUGAACAAGUUGCACUUGAGCGAAAGGAGGAACUGACUGUCGUUAAUGUUUUGCUUCAGUAAUCGAAGUAUUCCAAAAUCUAAAUCCUGCCAAAGCUUUUUGUCCCUCACAGUUUGUGCUUGGUGACAUGUAUUUUUCUCCUUGAGGUUAGAGCUUUUUACAUGUUCCUAUUUGUGUACCAACCUGUGCGUAAUGACAGUCAACGCUACUGUACAACUUAACACUUGUAAUGUGCCUGAGCUAUGUGCAAUAUAAUUUGUUUAUAUCAGAUGUCCUAAUAUAUUUAUUAUUAAAGCAUGGUGCCCCCAACCCA